Messenger RNA from Haplochromis burtoni (Burton's mouthbrooder), 8173 nucleotides. RefSeq names its product sodium channel, voltage-gated, type IV, alpha, a (gene scn4aa). Lineage: Eukaryota; Metazoa; Chordata; Actinopteri; Cichliformes; Cichlidae. The transcript is spliced from 26 exons. Bases 1786 to 7479 code for a protein of 1897 amino acids. Gene Ontology annotation, biological process: sodium ion transmembrane transport; membrane depolarization during action potential; neuronal action potential. Gene Ontology annotation, molecular function: protein binding; calcium ion binding; voltage-gated sodium channel activity. Gene Ontology annotation, cellular component: axon; plasma membrane; voltage-gated sodium channel complex. The record is from RefSeq and is a predicted model, not a curated record.
AACCUCAAAAUACUGGGUCCAACGGACCCAGAACCGUGACACUAUCUUUGUCAGUAAAAUGUACACAGCCUAGAUAUACCUUUGCUAGUUCUGGGUUGAACCCCCUUUUUGCCUUCAGAACCACCUCAGUUCUUUAUGCCAUGGAUCCAAAGGCAUGCUGAAAACCUUUCUCAGUGAUUGUGGUCCAAAUUGAGGCAACCACAUCACACAGUUGUUGCAGAUUUGUUGGCUGCUCAUGCAUGAAUGAAUCUCCUGUUUCACCAUAUCCCAAAGGUGCUCUGUUGGAUUGAGAUCUAGAGACUGAGGACGCUUUUUAGAACUCAUUGUCAUGUUCAAGAAACUAGUUUGAAAUGAUUUGAGCUCUGUGACAUGGCACACUCUCCUGCUGUAAGUAGGCAUCAGAGGGUGGGCAAACAGCUGGGGCAACUGUGGCUAGGGCUCAGGUGGAAGAGUGGUUUAUCUACCAAUUAGAAGGUUGGUGGAUUGAUCCCCUCUGAUCCCUGAGUUGCAUCCAUUGGCUUGUGAGUGAGUGAAUGUUAGGUAAAAGUGCUUAGGUGUAGAUAAAAGCACUGUGUACUAAUGGGUGAAUGAGGCACGUAAUACAAAACUCCUUGAGGUCUUAUUCUGAGAAGAAAGCUGCUAUAUAAGUACCAGUCCAUCCAUUUACUGUUGCUGUAAAAGAUUGGACUUAGACGGCAACAAUACUUUAAACAAUGCUUUCCUGCCAUUGAAGGGCCCAAAGUGGACCAAGAAAAUAUCCCCCAUACUAUUACACCACCACCACCACCAGCCUGAGUCAUUGAUACAAGCCAGGAUGGAUCCAUGCUUUCAUGUCCAUUGCAGCACAAAUCAAGAAUGCUUAGACCAGGCAGCAUAUUUCCAGUCUUUUAUUAUGCAGUUUUUUUUGUGUGAAUUAUAGCCUUAAGUUUUCUGUUCUUAGCUGACAGGAGUGCCACCACUGUAGCCCAUCUGCUUGAAGGUUUGAUAUGCUAUGUGUUUGGAGGUGGUGUUCUGCAUACCUUGGUUAUAAUGAGUUAUUUGAGUUACAUUUGGCACUGAGUCUAUCAGCAAAUGUACAACAACUCCUAAUGUUUACUGGUGUAUUUGGUCCAUAAUUGGUUUGUAAACCAUCAUUUUGAAGGUUAUCGUAAAGUUGCAACAAGUGUUCAUAAAUCUUUUUUUUUAAGGUUAUUACAUUUAUAACAUGUAUGACAUGUUUGUAAAGUAGCAGGCAGAGAAGCAGUUUUAUAAAUCACAAGACUGUUAAACUACACACUGAGGUUUCAGUCAACCUUUAACCUUUAGUUAUUGUUUACAUCUGCAUCACAUUGUGGAUCUGAUGAGGCUGCUUGAGCUGAUUGCAACCAUUCAAAACUGCUUUUUAAGUUCCACCUGAAUGAGUUUUAGAAGCAUCCUUAAAGUGGCUCUCUGCUCAGUGACACUUAAAAUAGCACUGCACAAGCUGCACAGAGCAGCCGAGGAGGACAAGAAGUCAGACCCAAGAACCCAAGAUGCACAACAGUCAAGACAAACAAGAGUUCACCUGGGCAUCUGAUGCAUAUUGUUAGUUAGAAAAGGCAAUGUUAUACGGGUUAUGUAAAUUUGUAAAGCUCAUGUUUUGAUUUGCUUUGUCUUGAAGGUUUUUGUAUGUCCUAUCUGCAUGUGACACCUGGACCUAUUUAAAAAAACUAUGGUUGUUUUAUAUUCUCUCUGUUCAUUCACUGUCCUCCCACCAGCUCCUUCUAGGGAAACCCCGGCAAGGCGGUAUCCCUUCGCAAUGCAAAGAUGGUGCUGCUGCUUCCUCCCCCAGGCACCGAUGCGUUUCGCCCCUUUACUCGGGAAUCACUGGCGAAGAUCAAGAGGCUCGAGGAGGAAAGGAAAAAGGCAGCAGAAGUAAAGGCUGAUGACGAGGAAGAACCAGCAACCCCGAAUGCUGAUCUGGAGGCAGGCAAGGGUCUGCCCAUGAUCUUUGGGGACCCUCCACCAGAGCUGCUCAACACACCCCUGGAGGACAUAGACCCCUUCUAUGAAACACAGAAAACAUUCAUUGUGAUCACCAAAGGAAACACGAUCUUCAGGUUCAACGCAGAACCGGCGUGCUACAUUCUGAGCCCCUUUAGUUUGGUUAGGAGAGGAGCCAUCAAAAUUCUCAUACAUUCAUUAUUUAGCAUGUUCAUCAUGAUUACAAUUCUAUCGAAUUGUGUGUUCAUGACAAUGAGCAACCCACCAGCAUGGAGUAAAACUGUUGAGUAUGUCUUUACUGGUAUUUAUACCUUUGAGGCAACAGUUAAAGUGUUGUCUCGAGGUUUCUGUGUUGGAUCUUUUACAUUCCUUCGAGAUCCAUGGAAUUGGCUGGAUUUCAUGGUGAUCAGCAUGGCUUACGUCACUGAAUUCGUUGACCUCGGCAAUGUGUCUGCUCUGAGGACAUUUCGUGUGCUUCGAGCCCUUAAAACAAUUACUGUGAUUCCUGGUUUGAAAACAAUUGUGGCUGCUUUGAUCCAGUCAGUGAAGAAAAUGGGGGACGUGAUGAUUCUGACAGUCUUCGCCCUUGCGGUUUUUGCACUCGUUGGUCUUCAGCUUUUUAUGGGAAACCUGCGACAGAAAUGUGUGCGAUGGCCCAUCCAAACAAAUGACACCAUGUUUGAAAUCUUUAACGGCACCUCUUCAUUCAAUAACACAGUGGACUUCAACAACACCAUUGGCUUAAAUGAUACAUAUACCAACAGCACCUUCAAUUUCACUGAAUAUAUUGAAAACUCAGAGAAUCACUACUUUCUGGAAGGCAGCCAAGAUGCUCUGAUUUGUGGAAACAGCUCCGAUGCUGGGAAGUGCCCCGAAGGAUACACAUGCAUGAAGGCUGGGAGGAACCCAAACUUUGGCUACACCAGCUUUGAUUCUUUUGGCUGGGCCUUCCUUGCCCUCUUCAGGCUCAUGACCCAGGACUACUGGGAGAACCUUUUCCAGCUGAUCAUGAGGGCAGCUGGUAGGACAUACAUGAUGUUCUUUGUAGUCGUUAUCUUUCUGGGCUCCUUCUACCUCAUCAAUCUUAUCCUGGCUGUGGUAGCCAUGGCUUAUGACGAACAGAAUCAGGCAACUCGGCAAGAGGCCAUCGAAAAAGAGGAGGAGUUCCAGCGACUACUAGAGCAAGUCAAGAAUCAAGAGCAGGCUAAGAUGCUUGGUAGCCAAGGCACUCUAACCAGCAAGAACUCGCUCAGCCAUCACACUGGGUCUGAUUUGGCAGAUGACGAACAGAGCCUUGACCGUGAUGAAAUUGUCAAAGAUUGCAAUGGGAGAAUUAUUCCACGUCUGAUGAUCAGAGCGCCUACCAUGAACGAGUCUGCCAUGGAUUAUGAAUGCAGAGAGAAGUCACUGGGCUCCGUUCACAGCAUGCUUCAACUGGAUGAACCAUGCAUGGCAGAGAGAACUGCUAGUGCUCUGACUGUGCUCACUGCAGCUGCCAUGGAAGAGUUGGAGGAGGCUCAGAGGCCAUGCCCACCUGGCUGGUACAAAUUUGCUGACCUUUUCCUGAAGUGGGACUGCUGUACCCCUUGGGUGGUCUUUAAAAAGCGGGUAUACUUUGUUGUGAUGGACCCUUUUGUUGACCUGGCUAUCACUAUCUGCAUUGUGCUCAACACCCUCUUCAUGGCCAUGGAGCACUACCCCAUGACCCCGGAGUUUGACUAUAUGCUGUCAGUGGGGAAUCUGGUUUUUACAGGUAUUUUCACAGCAGAAAUGGUCUUCAAGCUUAUUGCUAUGGAUCCCUACUACUACUUUCAAGUUGGCUGGAACAUAUUCGACAGCAUCAUUGUUACACUCAGUCUGGUGGAGUUGGGGCUGGCAAAUGUUCAGGGUCUGUCAGUCCUCAGAUCAUUCCGUCUGCUUCGAGUUUUCAAACUGGCAAAGUCCUGGCCCACUCUCAACAUGCUCAUCAAGAUCAUCGGUAACUCAGUAGGGGCUUUAGGAAACCUGACUUUGGUGCUGGCCAUCAUCGUCUUCAUUUUUGCCGUCGUGGGCAUGCAGCUCUUUGGCAAGAACUACAACGACUGCGUGUGCAAGAUCUCCUUGGACUGUGAAUUGCCGCGCUGGCACAUGAACGACUUCUUCCACUCAUUUCUUAUCGUGUUUCGCAUCCUGUGUGGGGAGUGGAUUGAGACUAUGUGGGACUGCAUGGAGGUUGCCGGAACUGGGAUGUGUUUAGUUGUCUUCAUGUUGGUCAUGGUCAUUGGAAACCUAGUGGUGCUGAACCUCUUUUUGGCCUUACUGCUCAGCUCGUUCAGUGGAGACAACCUUUCAGCAGGAGAAGAUGACGGAGAGAUGAACAAUCUCCAGAUUGCCAUCGGCAGGAUCACACGGUUCAUCGACUGGUUUAAAGCGUUCAUCAUUCAAACUAUCUUUCGGACUCUUGGCAGAAAGCCCAAGGAGCCUGACGAGGGCCCUGCUGAUGACGUCGACCCUAAAACGGAAGGAAUUGAAAUGAACCAUUUGGACACCAGUCAGACUUUCAAACUGGCAGAUGGGAUAUCAGAUUGCCUAGUUGAAGGCCGGCCUUCUGGAUUUAUUGUGGAUGGAGAGUUCAGUCUUAGUGUGCCAAUUGCCCAGGGAGAGUCAGACUUUGAAAAUCUGGGAGAGGACGAUGAGGAUGAUGAAGAUGAAACCAGUGAUUCCAAUGAUGAUAAUCGCUCUGAGAGUUUAGAUGAGGAACAUAGCCAGCAGAAUACCGAAAAUGUGAAAGAUCAAAUUAGUAUCCCAGGAAAUAUCAAACUGAUGGGUGCUCAGAAUGGUGAGGAUUCUUCAGUAUGCAGCACAGCGGCCUAUCGACCACCUGAGCCUGAACCGGAAAUAGAAGAGCCAGAGCCACUGGAGCCAGAGGCGUGCUUCACUGACAACUGUGUGAGGCGCUGGCCAUGUCUGAUGGUGGACAUCACCCAAGACAAAGGCAAAAAAUGGUGGAACCUCCGCAAGACCUGCUUCACUAUUGUGGAGCAUGAUUGGUUUGAAACCUUCAUAAUCUUUAUGAUCCUCCUCAGCAGUGGAGCUCUUGCUUUUGAAGAUAUAUACAUAGAAAAGCGCCGAACGAUUAAGAUAAUUCUGGAGUAUGCUGACAAGAUUUUCACCUACAUCUUUGUCAUCGAGAUGCUCCUUAAAUGGGUUGCAUAUGGCUUCAAGACCUAUUUCACCAAUGCCUGGUGUUGGCUAGACUUUUUCAUUGUAGAUAUUUCCCUGAUUAGUUUAGCUGCCAACUGGAUGGGCUACUCUGACCUUGGGCCAAUCAAAUCCCUCAGAACCCUCAGAGCACUAAGGCCUCUUCGCGCGCUAUCAAGAUUUGAAGGGAUGAGGGUGGUGGUAAACGCUCUCGUUGGAGCAAUUCCCUCCAUCUUCAACGUGCUACUGGUGUGUCUGAUUUUUUGGCUCAUCUUCAGCAUCAUGGGAGUUAAUUUGUUUGCUGGGAAGUUCUACCGCUGUAUCAACACCACAUCGGAGGAGCUUUUCCCCAUCACUGAAGUCAAUAACCGGAGCGACUGCAUGGCCAUCAAAGAAGCGACACAGGAGGCCCGCUGGGUCAACAUGAAAGUCAACUAUGACAAUGUAGGGCAAGGCUACCUGUCCCUACUUCAAGUGGCAACUUUUAAAGGUUGGAUGGACAUCAUGUAUGCUGCUGUCGACUCAAGAGAGGUGGAAGAGCAACCAUCCUACGAAAUCAACCUCUACAUGUACAUGUACUUUGUCAUAUUCAUUAUCUUUGGCUCUUUCUUCACACUUAACCUCUUCAUUGGGGUCAUUAUUGAUAACUUUAGUCAGCAAAAGAAAAAGUUUGGAGAUGAUGACAUCUUUAUGACUGAUGAACAGAAAAAGUACUAUGAAGCCAUGAAGAAACUUGGUUCCAAGAAGCCACAGAAGCCAAUUCCUCGUCCAACGAACCUAAUCCAGGGCAUAGUGUUUGACUUCAUCAGUCAACAAUUCUUUGACAUCUUCAUUAUGGUCCUCAUUUGCCUCAAUAUGGUGUCCAUGAUGGUGGAAACAGAUGACCAAAGUGCAGAGAAGGAGAAUUUCCUCUUUAAGUUAAACGUGGCUUUCAUUGUGGUCUUCACUGGAGAGUGUGUGUUGAAGGUCUUUGCCCUGCGGCAGUACUACUUCACCAAUGGAUGGAACAUUUUUGAUUUUGUCGUGGUCAUCUUGUCAAUAGCUGGUACAAUGCUCUCAGACCUAAUUGAGAAGUACUUUGUGUCACCAACUCUUUUCAGGGUGAUCAGACUGGCCAGGAUAGGCAGGAUUCUACGUCUUAUUAAAGGAGCUAAGGGCAUUCGGACGCUUCUAUUUGCCCUGAUGAUGUCCCUACCUGCUCUAUUCAAUAUUGGUCUCCUGCUCUUCCUCAAUAUGUUCAUCUUCUCUAUAUUUGGGAUGUCAAAUUUUGCCUAUGUCAAAAAGGAGGCUGGGCUUGAUGAUAUAUUUAAUUUUGAAACAUUUGGAGGAAGCAUUAUCUGCUUGUUCCAGAUUACAACAUCUGCAGGCUGGGAUGGACUUCUACUUCCAAUGCUGAACCGGGAGCCUCCAGACUGUGAUCCAGACUUUGAGCAUCCUGGCACGAAUGUAAAGGGCAACUGUGGAAGCCCUGGCAUGGGCAUGGUGUUCUUCUGCAGUUACAUCAUCAUCUCAUUCUUGGUGGUGGUCAACAUGUAUAUUGCGAUCAUCUUAGAGAACUUCAAUGUGGCUCAGGAGGAAAGCAGCGAUCCACUCAGUGAGGACGACUUUGAGAUGUUCAAUGAGACAUGGGAGAAAUUUGACAUUGAUGGAACUCAGUUUAUUGAGUAUAGCCAGCUCUCAGAUUUUUGUGAUACCUUGCAGGAGCCACUGAAGGUUGCCAAACCCAACCUGUUCCAGCUGAUUGAAAUGGAUCUCCCCUUGGUUGCUGGAGAUAAAAUCCACUACUUGGAUGUGUUGAUGGCUGUCACUCAGUUGAUCUUGGGAAACACAGUGGAGAUGGAAGCAAUACGGAAAAGCACUGAGGAAAAAUUUAAGGAUAGCAAAGACACCUUUGCACCAGUUGUCACAACGGUGCGCCACAAAGAAGAGCAGAGGGCCGCUGUGGUUAUUCAGAGGGCUUACCGCAGCCAUCUUCUGAGGCGCUGCUUAUGCCAUGCAGCUUUUAUGCAUCGAUCUAAGAAGAUGGGGAGAAAGAAAGAAGGUGACGAUCCACCAGAAAAAAAAGGGUUGAUUGCACGAAGGUUAGGGGUUCUCUAUGGGAGUAAUGCAGAGCUUGCUGAGGAAAUGGAGCAAGCAGCUUUAGAAACUUUGGCAAGACAACAGCCCUCUAAUCCUGAGGCACUGUCACAUUACAGAGAGGCACGGUGCUGUCCAGAAACCCCCGUGCAAAAUAUUGUUGUUGUUCCUGUAGAAGUCACUAAUGAGGUUUUAUUGCAUUCUGCCCCCAACCAACACCUCUUGACUCUACAAGCAAACGUGAGAGAGUCAGUUGUAUAGUAAACUGCACAAUAUAAUUAUUUGUCUCUUCCCUCUAUUCUUUUUUUUUAUUUUUAUUUUUUUAACAGUGAUGGAAACUGUUCUUGUUAUUGUAUAAGUGUCGCUGAUAUGCUUUUUAACUCUAGAUAAAGAAGAGUCUAACUGAUGUUUCGAAUGCAGUUUUUAUCCCUAAACUUAAGAAUCUAUUCCUCUUUUUUUUCUAUUCUACAUUUAAUUUUCUCGGGUAUUGAAAGUGAAACUGAAGUGUCUACUGCCAAGCAGGUUCAAAAUAACAGGGUUUUUGUGUGCAAAAGUGUGUGUUAACUGCCUUGACAAAACCUACAGGUUCAGUUUUAGGGAGUUCAGUUGGUGGUGGUGGUUACCAACUUUCUCUGUUAACCCCAGUUUUCUGUUUCAGGCUCAGGGAAAUUUGAUGCUUUCUUCUACACAAAAUAAACAAAUUGCCUUGCAUCAGUAGGGAGGAAAAGGAGGCAAAAUCAAACAAAAAUAAAAAAUGGGAUGAGAAGAACACACCAGAAAACUGCUAAUGUUGUAAAUCCACAUGUGAAUAUAUGUGUUUUACCAUUCUCGUCAGUUACACAUAGGUCUGAAACUUCAAACUAUAUUUCAUCAUGAUAUUGAUGAACGAUAAUGAUGGAAUAAACAUGAAAUUGUACAUAUAAAUUUCAUGCAUCAUCAAAUUUUUUUUUUUUUU